Molecule: messenger RNA, 864 nt
Organism: Fibroporia radiculosa
Lineage: Eukaryota; Fungi; Basidiomycota; Agaricomycetes; Polyporales; Fibroporiaceae
Exons: 2
Coding region: 1-864 (287 amino acids)
Biological process (GO): proteolysis
Molecular function (GO): serine-type peptidase activity
Source: RefSeq, a predicted model, not a curated record
AUGCCUCCUGCAACCGGACACGAUAUUUUGGCCGAUGUCAAGGACGCCAUACAUUUCAUCUCUUCUAGUUUGCAUUUGGAUAUGGCUUCGCAUCUCUUAGAAUCACAUCGUCCUUCUGUGUUUGGAUUCAAAGUGGAUCCGGACGCCAUCGCCGUAAUGGGCACCAGUGCCGGGGGUCUAUGCGCAUAUCUGGCUGCUGCACAUGCCGUACCAAAACCGAAGGCAGUCCUCUCUAUGUAUGGUAUGGGAGGCAACCUAUUGACGUCCCAGUAUUUCUCUCCGAAGACAACAGCAUUCUUUCGAGGUCGAGAGCUGCUUGAUUCAGCUAACUUCCGGGACUACUUAUACCCUGCUUCUGAAAUCCUAGCCCAAACAUCAGAUUCUGCUCUCAUAUACCACUCACAAACAUCUGCAACACCGGGAUAUCCAGCCAAUCCUCGCAUGCUACUAGCGAGACUUUAUCUCCAGCUAGGCACCUUCAUGGACUAUUAUACGGGAUGCCAUGAUCCUAGUCUGAGUGCUGCACUGCGAAGUGCGGCUACUCGCCAAGUCAAUGUUUCUUCUGCGGUCAUCGAAGACGCGAUACCCGCGGAACACCUUUCCUUGUUUCCCCAGUUGCAGAUCGGGUCUACUUGGCCCCCUACCUUCCUCAUCCAUGGUUCUUUGGAUUCUGCAGUCCUUAAGGAUGAAUCUUGCCAUCUGUAUCACUUGCUACAACGCGCCGGGGUUGACGCGAAGUUGAAAAUCAUUGAUAGCGAGGAACAUUCUUUUGACUAUCAAAAGGAUGCCGAAGAGAAAUACGGCCAGGAAGGCGGACUCUUCGAUGAGAUAGCCGAAUUCGUAAUCUCGCACGUCCGAUUAUAA